CAAUCCGUUGUGAAAUAAUUCUGGUUUCGAAAACAAAAUAAAACCAGCUGUUUUUAAUGUCAUAGUCACACUGUCACAGUGACAAAUGGUCUUGUCAAAACAAAGUUAACCUCAUUUUCGUAGUGUCUUAAUUCUGCGCAAAUCUUUAAUUUUAUCCCGACAACAUGAAUUCCCGAAUACUCAGGAUGUGUAAUAAACUCUUAAUACAGCAAACUAUAUCUAGAGGUUAUGCUUUUAAAGCGGUAAAAAGGCCUGACCCUAAAACUUUGAAAAUGCCUGCGCCGGGUACGGCUCCAAGUAUAAUGCAAAUAAUUAAAGAAAAAAUAAGACUUAACGGUCCUCUUACGGUAGCUGAAUACAUGCACAUUAUCUCUACAAACCCGACGGAAGGAUAUUAUAUGAAAAAAGAAGUGAUAGGCGAGGCUGGAGAUUUUAUUACGUCUCCUGAAAUAAGCCAACUGUUCGGCGAGAUUAUUGGGAUAUGGUUCUAUUCUGAAACUCAGAAAAUGGGACCUGGGAAGCCUCUGCAGAUUGUUGAACUUGGACCUGGUAAAGCGACCUUGUUAUUGGAUAUAUUAAGGGUACUGAAUUGUUUUAACUACAAACCUCAGGAUCUGAGUCUGCACUUAGUGGAGAUAUCAUCAACCAUGCAAUCAGUACAAGCCAACCGACUGUGCAUAUCUCAUAGAGAAGUUGAUAUUGCGCUGCCACAUAACUAUGAAGGUGAGACAGUAAGUGGCAUCAAGGUGUACUGGUACAAUGAUCUGAAGAAGGUGCCUACAAACUUCUCUUGGUACAUAGCACAUGAGUUCUUCGAUGUACUGCCAAUACACAAGUUUGAAAAAACUGAUGAAGGCUGGCGAGAACUGCUAAUAGACCUAGAUGGCCAAGAUAAACUGUACUAUAGAAUAACAGCAGAAGAGACAGCCUCUUGCAAGUCCCUCAUCAGACCGCCAUUAGACUCCGGUGACAGAACAGAGUUGGAAAUCAGUGCUCGAAGUCUGGGCAUUUCUCGGCAGCUGGCUACUAGAGUGGACAGAGAUGGCGGAAUUGCUCUUAUUGCUGAUUAUGGACAUGAAGGAGAAAAGGGUGAUACUUUUAGAGCCUUCCACAAGCACAAAGUAGUGAAUCCAUUAGAAAAUCCUGGGCAGUGUGAUUUGACAGCUGAUGUAGACUUCUCGCAACUCAGGAUUGCUGCAUCAAAAAGUCCUUACAGCGAUAACUAUGCGUUGGUCAUGGGACCUGUUAAACAGAAGGAUUUCCUCGAAAGAUGUCAAGCUCGAAUCAGACUUCAGGUUCUAUUGGAUAACGCAAAGUCAGAUGAAGAUAGAGAAAAGGUGCAGAAGUCGUACGAAAUGUUAGUCGACCCGCAGAAGAUGGGCGAGAGAUUCAAGUUCAUGGCUUUUUAUCCAUCAGUAAUGGAGGAACUGUUGAAUAAACAUCCUCCAUUAGGUUUUUCGACUCCCAAGUCGUAGGAUUAGACUCGAGACUAGA
This is a messenger RNA of Helicoverpa armigera (cotton bollworm), 1494 nucleotides long. Its product is annotated as protein arginine methyltransferase NDUFAF7 homolog, mitochondrial. Bases 165 to 1475 code for a protein of 436 amino acids. The transcript is spliced from 6 exons. NCBI's taxonomy places the organism in Eukaryota, Metazoa, Arthropoda, Insecta, Lepidoptera, Noctuidae. Gene Ontology annotation, biological process: mitochondrial respiratory chain complex I assembly. The record is from RefSeq and is a predicted model, not a curated record. Gene Ontology annotation, cellular component: mitochondrion. Gene Ontology annotation, molecular function: protein-arginine omega-N symmetric methyltransferase activity.